Molecule: messenger RNA, 6182 nt
Organism: Odontomachus brunneus
Lineage: Eukaryota; Metazoa; Arthropoda; Insecta; Hymenoptera; Formicidae
Product: serine/threonine-protein kinase OSR1-like
Exons: 11
Coding region: 154-2190 (678 amino acids)
Biological process (GO): protein phosphorylation
Molecular function (GO): ATP binding; protein serine/threonine kinase activity
Source: RefSeq, a predicted model, not a curated record
UUCCCACCGGGAACGUGGCUGAUUGUUCUCUCCCGAAAAGGGAGGAAAGACGAGAAGACACGAAGAGGGGAGAGAGAUCGAGUCUCAGCGGCGCGCGUGAGGCAUUCAUCGGCGGCUCUACAAUCAGAAUGUCAUUGGGCUGACACCGAUGCUAUGGCAGCCGAUCUCUACGCGAAUGGCUCUGUAAAGUCAACGUCCGUCAGGGCCGUAGGCAGCAUGGGGCAGCGAAAAUCGGGCGCCUUGGGCUCUCCGACGCUUAUAUCGACGGAGGAGGAGCAACUAAAGUUUCAAGACAACAGAUUUCUGACGACUCUCGUACUCGGCAGAAGUAGGAAAAUCUCGCCGGACGUGCUGCCGUCGUGCUCGCCGGGCGUGUUCCGCCAGAAGUCGUUCCGCUCGUGCACGCCGCCGAAGGUGCCGACGGCGCCGAUAUUACCAACGUCGGCGACCGCGGCAACACCAGGCUCCAACCCGCGGAACGACAGCCAGGGCGCACCUGCCGCCGCGGCGAACGAUCGCUGCGCUCCUCGCGCGCAUCUCACCCCCACCACCAGCGCCCCCGUCGCGAGCGCCGUGCCGACACGUGACUGCGGCGCCCGGACAGCCUCGUUGUCGUUGUCGCUGUCGCGGGGCGCCCGAGCAACCGCCAAGCACGCGCGCCUCGGCCCGGCACUGGCCAGCAAAAUGGCGUCCGCGAGCUCCUCGACGGUCGUGCAGGGCUGGCCGAAUACCAAGGACGAUUACGAGCUGAAGGAGGUUAUCGGGGUUGGAGCGACCGCCGUAGUACACGCAGCGUUUUGCAUACCACGGCAAGAGAAAUGCGCAAUCAAGAGAAUAAAUCUAGAAAAAUGGAACACGAACAUGGACGAGCUGUUGAAAGAGAUACAGGCGAUGUCUUCGUGCAAUCACGAGAACGUCGUGACGUACUACACGUCGUUUGUGGUAAAAGAAGAACUCUGGUUAGUCCUGAGAUUGUUGGAGGGUGGCUCCUUGUUGGAUAUAAUCAAGCAUAAGACAAGAACCACUAAUUGCAAGCAUGGAGUGUUCGACGAGGCAACCAUAGCCACGGUACUUCGAGAAGUGCUCAAAGGGCUCGAAUAUUUUCACAGCAACGGACAGAUUCAUAGGGACAUAAAAGCGGGUAAUAUCCUACUAGGCGAGGAUGGCACAGUGCAGAUCGCCGACUUCGGUGUCAGUGCGUGGCUUGCAACCGGCCGCGACCUCAGCAGGCAAAAGGUCCGGCACACCUUCGUCGGUACGCCGUGUUGGAUGGCGCCCGAGGUCAUGGAGCAGGUGAGAGAGGACCAUGGCUACGAUUUCAAGGCCGACAUCUGGUCACUUGGUAUCACGGCGAUCGAGAUGGCCAGCGGCACGGCUCCGUACCAUAAAUAUCCUCCGAUGAAGGUCCUGAUGCUGACGCUGCAGAACGAUCCACCAACUUUGGACACCGCUGCGGACGACAAGGAUCAGUAUAAGGCGUACGGGAAAACAUUCCGGAAAAUGAUCGUCGACUGUUUACAAAAAGAUCCUACUAAAAGACCGACGGCUACCGAGCUGCUAAAGCAUCCCUUCUUCAAGAAAGCCAAAGACAAGAAAUAUCUGCAGCAGACACUAGUGGCGAUAGGACCUAGUUUAGAAACGCGUGUACAAAAAGCAUCGAAAAGACAACCCGGCACGUCGGGUCGCUUGCAUCGAACGGUGACUGGAGAAUGGGUUUGGUCGUCGGAAGAGGAAGAUAGCGGUGCGUCAAGCGGCGAAGAAGCCGCCAAGGAAGCGUUGCCGGUCAAUACUAUCGAGAAAGCCAGCAGUGACGAGGAAGCUGGCGAGAACGAGGAGUACGAGGGUCAAAUCAAGUUAGCACCGAGUCAACUCGUGAUACAAGCUACCGAGCAAAAUGUUCCUAUCAAUUUGGUGCUCCGAUUACGGAAUGAGAGACGGGAACUUAACGAUAUUAGGUUCGAAUUCACCGUUGGAGUAGAUUCCGCGCAAGGAAUCGCGGCCGAGUUGGUCGCCGCGGGUUUAGUCGAUGGUAAGGACGUUGUGGUGAUAGCGGCGAAUCUGAAAAAGUUAAUAGAAAGCGCGGGACAAUUGCGGACAGUGACAUUUUCCUUGAAUUCCGGUUAUGCGGCAAAUGAAAUACCAGAUGAUAAGGCAUUAAUAGGAUUUGCUCAGAUCUCUCUUACUGAUUAAAUAUCCCCGAUUGCGUUCUCAGGACAAUGUUCUUAAUUGACACAUUUGCCACGUGAAGAUCGGGGAGUACCAAAAGCUAAUGCGAAUCGGCUCGAUGCUACUUUUCUCGUGAUACCAAGCAGUAAGAGAGCAGGAAGAAGGCUUGACUCACUCACACGGGACACGCGCAUGCUCGAGGCGCACACAUCCACACACUCUUACACGACACAUACAAGUGCAAGCCAGUUGACCGCUAACGUUCGUGUACCAAAUUUUAGCUUUUGAUACUUUCGUUUCUUUCAGAUUAUAACGAAGUAGAGAGAGCGUUGAUUACAUACAGGGCGUAGGUGUUCGAAUAUAUAGGUGUUCUAAAUCGACAAUGAAUUACAAUACGUCAGUAGUAAUGGACUGCUCAAAGUGUGCGUAUCACAUCUCGCCGAUGGCCGUGAUACGUUUCGCAUAAGAUAUCGGGGCAGAUACAUAAAAAAAAACAUUAUCAUCCAAUACUGGCUUAAGGGUAUAGACUUACUCUGAUCAAUAAUGGCUGUAGUUUUACAUAACCGAAUUGUAUAUCAUCACCAUAUUACACAUUCAGUCUAUGUAAAUAUUAGCAUUCGAACGUUUGUUAAGUUUUUUCUCUUUUUUUUCUUUACGAUAUAUUGAAUGGGAUGAGGACGAACUGUGGAAUUAGCGCGAUAUUUCGCGCGAACGAACGUGUAGAAUCGAGAAAACGCUUGAUAGUCUAACUUAUUUGUCCGAAACGUGUAAGCGAUUUCUCUCUCGAGUAACGAGAUCUUAGUUAUAUAAAAAAGGAAAAAAAUUUGAAUGUAUGCUACGCGCAGAGUCACUAUUGUCUCUAUGUAUCAUAUACAAAUUAUCCGCGUAUGUCUUAUAUAUGCUUUAUGCUGAAAUGUGAAAAAAACAGAUAGGGAAUGUUGAUGAAAUAUGAAAAAUCUUUUGUACUUAAUUAAAUAGACUUAUGAGAUAGAGUGAAUUAAUAUUUUCGCAGUUUUUAGACGCAGAGAGAGAGAGAGAGAGAGAGAGAGAGAGAGAGAGAGAGAGAGAGAAAGGAAGAGUGAGUCAGAGAGGGGGAGAGGAAGACGAAGGCGAGAGGGAUGGUCGAGAAUUUGUACCUAGUAAAUCUUGAAAUUUUUAAAUUAAGUCAUCUCUUUGUAAAACACGUCGUAAAAUGGAUAAAGUCAGGAUCACGUGACGGCAAUCUAAAGCAAACUGUACUUUACAAUUUCGCGGACAGUGUUCACCAUUUUUACAUUCUUGUAUCCACUCGUAAGUCGUAAGGAAAUGUAUUUCUGCAACGUUAUUAUCACUUAUUAUAGUCUUGCGUGCACUUAAAAUAGAACUUUACUGCAGAAAAAAAUAGAGCGCAAGCAUGUAAAAUUUACACAGUAAUUUUCAAGAAAGAUACUCUAGCAAAUUUAAUUUUUUAGUGGAUUUAAGGCUCCUUAUACCUCGUCGCGGUCAUGUUGAAUUACGUGACGUUAGAAGCGAGGAACGACAUACUAACGAAGGUUACGUGCUAUUUCUAAAUAAAGAUAAAUAUGGACGAAAGAGCACUUGAGGCUGCUUGAGCAUACUUGUAAAAUUGUCUGAAAAGUAUCUUUUUUUCCUGACGAUUAAUAAAUAGUCAUAUAAUAAAUAGUAAAAUAAGGCAUGUAGACAAAACAAAUCCAUUUCAUUAUUUCACAUGCCUCAUCUUACUAUAUAUUAUAAAACUAUUUAUUGAUCAUCAGGAUAUCUUACAUAUUCUUAUAGCUUAUCCUGUGAAGUAGUUCAAAUCAGUACGGUAUGCGUGCGCACUCAUGGUGAAAGUUAUAAAACUAUUUAUUGAUCAUCAGGAUAUCUUACAUAUUCUUAUAGCUUAUCCUGUGAAGUAGUUCAAAUCAGUACGGUAUGCGUGCGCACUCAUGGUGAAAGUUAUAAAACUAUUUAUUGAUCAUCAGGAUAUCUUACAUAUUCUUAUAGCUUAUCCUGUGAAGUAGUUCAAGUCAGUACGGUAUGCGUGCGCACUCAUGGUGAAAGUCGCAAUUUUUAGCUCUCAUUAUUCAUCACAUUUUUUCGAAAAAAUGGUGAUUUGUAACCAUAGUGUUUCGUUUUGAUAGUAAUUCGGACAAUUUUACAAGUAUGCUCAAGUAAUCUCAAAUGCUUUUUUGUCUAUAUUUAUCUUUAUUCAGAACGCAACUUUCGUCAACAUGUCAUUUCUCACUUUUAACGUUACAAAUCCGAUAUGACCGAUGAGACACAAGGAAUCUUAAGCUCAUAAAACGCUUUUGCUUUUUUAAAUUUCUUUAUGGACGGACCCGUACACUUGUAGUAAAUUUGAAAAGAAAGAGCACGCGAGAAGAAGGAUCUUCCCAAAAGAUUUAUGUUGAAUGGUGAAAACUAAAGAAUAAACAAUUCGCUUCUGAACGAUUGCAGAAUGGCGCGCAAACGCAAUCACGCGCAAAAUUUUUGCUUCACACGAGUUACACGAACGAUCAAUAUGAUUCUGCAUUUUAUCGAUUUUUACACACCUGCGAACCGCAGCGGCUACAUUUUGCGUAACGAUGUGGUAAAGGACUCCCGCAUCUCGUGAUUGUUAUUUUAAAAUAUCGCACCAGUUUUGUUAUAUGUGUAUCACGUUUCCGUUAAAAUUAUCGCUGAAAAUAAUAUUUUUUUUUCUGUCAUUCGUUGACGAAUGCUGUUUUUUAACGUUGAAAAUUCGCACGCGAUUCCGCAUCUCCUUUGCCAUAUUGCGACAGCCACACACUCACAGAAUGCUAAAUCCGCAUGAGACUUGCGGAGUGAAAUCAGUUGUAGUUGUGAUCGAAAUACAAAUCUGUUGACACACAUGUGAUGGUUAUAUAUAUACAGAUUAUAUAUAAAUAUAUAUAUAUAAACUUCGACAUAUCUCGAACUAGCUGCGCGGUUGCUACAUCACGAUAGGAGACACACACUUUUAUGCUUAAAGAUAGUUUGUAAACAUGAAUUAAAUGAAAACUUUUAGAAUCUUUUUUACAAAACAAUUAUAACACUUUUUUGACACAUUUUUUAACUUACAGUGUGUUUUUAUUUUAUUUCGAGAAAGUUACAUAAUCUUGUUUAUAAUUAAAAUUCGCAUAUUGAUUGAAUUAUAGAGUGCACUGUGCAGCACACUCGUAUUCUGCUGGCGUGUAUGAUAUAGCCGCGUGUAGUGAUUUGGAGUGAAGCAAAAAAGACUCUUGUUUUAUAUAAGUAUGAUUAUCCAAACUAGAACCAUUGAACUAGACCAAAAUUUGGCAAAAUUGCAGAAUCACAAUUUAUUUUUUUCGCCAUUUUUGGUUUAAUCCAGUAGUUCUAGUUCAAAUGAUAGCCACGCUGCCAUAAAAGAAGAAUCUGUUUGCUUUUUUGCUUCAGGUCACUACAAGCGACUGUAACAUACACGUUGACAGAACACGAACGUCUUGCGCUGUGUCUUGUAACUUAGGGGCCUAUUCUAAAUGUUUAAUGAUGUCGUUAUGUAUUGCUGCACAGUUAUUUCAUAAUACAAAAAAUCUGCGCAAUGAUACAUAACGAUGUCGUUAAAAGUUAUAGAAUAUACCUCUUAGCCAAUAUGAGAGUUUUAAUUAUGAAAAAAAUUAUGUAACGUUCUCAGAAAUAUGAUCAAAAUAUACUGAAAAGUUCAAAAACAUGUGCGUUAUAAUUUCAUUAUAAAAAAUUCUAAAAAUGUUCGUUUAGUUCAUGCCUGCAAAUUACCCAGAGCCGGUAACAACCCAGCAAACAUAACGGCGUCAAAUGACGUUUCGAUGACGCAUUAAUGACGACUCUAACGUCAGUGAUAUAUCAUUAGUACGUCACUCAACGUCAUCCUGCUACUUUGGGAUCUCACGAGAGCAACGCGUGAGAAGUGAGCAUAAUAUUACUGUUAAGCCGUAAAACGAUAAUAAUCGUACGCUAGUUUAGUACCUAAGUAGAUUUUUACAGAUAGCUGUGUGUAUUCUCUCUCAAUGGCACUAUAUAUACAUAUAUAUUAUAUA